GGGGAAGCUCUCAGCCAAGAAUCCUGCUGCUAAGGCCACUACCUCGGGCGAUGAUGAUGUCCAAUUCAUCAAGUGUACCAAGCGCAAGGGACCUACUAGCUCAGCCCCUUCUGCCUCAAGGAGAAGAACUCGGGCCUCGGGAUCGACUCUGAAGUCCUCGACUCCAGAGCCUUCUCUUAAUCCUUGCGUGGACCUAGCCAAGGUGGUAGCUGAUCUCUCUUCCUCUACAUUUCCAGGGAGUGCCUGCUUUCUUCCUUCUGGGAUCUCCCAAAGGCCUUCGAGGGUGUUCAGUUUGAUCUCCUCCAGGUUAUGUCUCAGAUUCACCAUCUUGAGGACAUGGUGAACGAGCAGUCAUCCAAGAAGGAGCUGGAGAGCGUGAAUGCUCAGCUCAAGGAAGAGAAGAACAAGGUCCUGGCUCAGGGAAAGGAGAUCAAAUCCCUUCAACUCAAGCUGAAGAACUCGAAGGAGGCUGAGGGUGCUACUGCCGCGGAGAACACCGCUCUGACGCGCCAGUUGGAGGAGACCCAGGAGGAGCUCUGUGGGCUGAAAUUGGAGAAGGAGUCCUUUGAGGACGAAAGGAUGAUGGCGGUGAGUGGAGCCAAGGUGACUCCUCGCUGGGAGCUGAUGAGGGAAUGGCUUAGGGAGCAGACCGACAAAUGGGAGUUGGCUGUGGAGUUCCAGCGGUACAAGCUGGUGAAGGAGGCCGAGGCGAAGCUGCAAGGGCUGCCUCCUCCUUCGUUUGAUGACGAGCCACCUCUUCCCGAAGCCGAUGCCGCCAAGGAGACUUCCCCUACUCCAUCUGAGGGCGCGGGUGCUUCUCCAACUGCCUGA
Messenger RNA from Raphanus sativus (radish), 831 nucleotides. RefSeq lists its product as uncharacterized. Lineage: Eukaryota; Viridiplantae; Streptophyta; Magnoliopsida; Brassicales; Brassicaceae. The coding region runs from base 310 to 831 and encodes 173 amino acids. The transcript has 2 exons. The record is from RefSeq and is a predicted model, not a curated record.